GUCAACUCUAUCAACCAAAUCAAAUCUCAAUCUCGUGCGCAGACCGAACAUUCUACUAGACCCGGCCUAUAUACAGAGUAUAAUCCAUUGAUCGUCAAGAUCGCAAUCAAAUUUGCGGCACGGUUCAUUUUAUUUUCUGCGCGCGUGUUUUUAGUCCACAACCUUUCAAAAAACCAAAAAAAAACCGAAAUUUCAGUUCUCGGUUAAGUUAAUUACGGCCGUGAGAUAAGAAAACUAAACCUACACACGUCAAUUUACGCACACAAAAAGUUUAUGCAACAUGCAUUCAUCAAUUUUGGAAGACUCGCCCAAUGCGCGCAUCAAUAAGACGAUCUUGGAUCGCUAUCUAGCCCUGCCCCUGGAGGAGAACAUCGUCCAGGCGACAUACGUGUGGAUCGAUGGCACCGGCGAGGAUCUGCGCUGCAAGGAUCGCACCCUUGACUUUAUACCCUCAAGCCCAAAGGAGUUGCCCAUUUGGAACUACGAUGGCAGCUCGUGCUAUCAGGCGGAGGGCUCGAACUCGGACACCUAUCUGUAUCCGGUGGCCAUCUACAAGGAUCCCUUCCGUCGCGGCAACAACAUUCUCGUCAUGUGCGACACGUACAAGUUCGAUGGCACUCCAAGUGCCACAAACAAGCGCAAGUCCUGUCUCGAGGUGGUCAACAAGUGUAUCGAUGAGCAGCCCUGGUUCGGCAUUGAGCAGGAGUACACAUUCCUCGACUUUGAUGGCCAUCCAUUAGGCUGGCCCAAGAACGGUUUCCCCGGUCCCCAAGGUCCCUACUACUGCGGCGUGGGUGCCAAUAAGGUCUAUGCUCGUGACAUUGUCGAUGCGCAUUAUCGCGCCUGUCUCUAUGCUGGCGUCAAGGUGUCUGGCACCAAUGCUGAGGUGAUGCCAGCCCAAUGGGAAUUCCAGGUUGGUCCUUGCCUGGGCAUCUCCAUUGGCGAUGACUUGUGGAUGGCUCGCUUCCUCUUGCACCGCAUUGCUGAAGAGUUUGGCAUUGUCGCCACUUUGGAUCCCAAGCCCAUGCCAGGUGAUUGGAACGGUGCUGGCGCCCACACCAAUGUGUCGACGAAGGUGAUGCGCGAGGAUGGCGGCAUUCGGGAGAUUGAGAAGGCGGUAGCCAAGCUCUCCAAGUGCCACGAGCGUCACAUUCGCGCCUACGAUCCCAAGGAGGGUCAGGACAAUGCGCGUCGUCUCACCGGCAAGCACGAGACGAGCUCGAUCAAUGACUUCAGCGCCGGUGUGGCAAAUCGUGGCUGCAGCAUACGUAUUCCACGCGGCGUCAACGAUGAUGGCAAGGGUUACUUUGAGGAUCGCCGACCCAGCUCCAAUUGUGAUCCCUAUUCGGUGGUCGAGGCAAUCUUGCGCACCAUUUGCCUCGAUGAAUAAGAGAACAAGCAACAUCGAAUUACACGAAUUAUUAGAAUUCCAUCAUUCUGUCACUUGAACCGGACCCGGACUCGGAAAACUAGAUGUAGGCCCAAAACAAAACAAAAAAAAAAGAAA
This is a messenger RNA of Drosophila sulfurigaster albostrigata, 1507 nucleotides long. RefSeq names its product glutamine synthetase 2 cytoplasmic (gene Gs2). Gene Ontology annotation, molecular function: glutamine synthetase activity. The record is from RefSeq and is a predicted model, not a curated record. Gene Ontology annotation, cellular component: cytoplasm. Bases 281 to 1390 code for a protein of 369 amino acids. NCBI's taxonomy places the organism in Eukaryota, Metazoa, Arthropoda, Insecta, Diptera, Drosophilidae. The transcript is spliced from 5 exons.